UAGGUUGGUGAGAUGAGGAGGAGGCGGAGUGACUAGGCGGCCAUUAGCUGUGUGUAGUUGCCCGGGUCUAGGAGCUUAAGUGAAGGGGGUAGCCUUAUUCGGUGGAAAUCUGCGGUGGUGAUGGGCUCUUGCCAGGGUUAACCCCAGAGCACGGAGCAGGCGGGACCCCUCAGCGCCCUGCCCCGCCCAGUGUCGAGGCCUGCUAGGCCUCGAGGCAUCCUCGGUCUCGAGUAGGCCUCGUUUGCCGGCAAGGGCGCCCCAAAGGCGGGAGGCGCCAUGUCGCUGGUUGCUUACGCCAGCAGCGAUGAGAGCGAGCCAGAUGAGGGCGAACCGGAGCCUGAGGAAGAGGAGGCGGCCGCCCCUACGCCCGGGCCCACCUUGGGAGGCUUGUUCGCUUCCCUCCCCGCACCCAAGGGUCCGGCCUUGCUGCCCCCACCCCCUCAGAUGCUGGCCCCCGCCUUCCCCCCGCCGAUGCUGUUGCCCCCGCCUUCUGGAGACCCUAGACUCCAGCCUCCUCCGCCCUUACCCUUCGGCCUGGGAGGCUUCCCCCCGCCUCCAGGUGUGAGCCCCGCUGAGGCGGCGGGAGUUGGGGAGGGCAUGGGCCUGGGGCUGCCGGGACCCCGAGGCCCCGGCCUCAGUCUGCCCGCUCCUGUCAGCGGUGCCGGCCCCCCUCUGGGGCUUCCCAAGCCAAAGAAGAGGACGGAGCCGGUGAAGAUCGCGGCUCCGGAGCUGCACAAGGGGGAUUCAGAUUCUGAGGAAGAUGAACCCACAAAGAAGAAAAUUGUCCUUCAGGGAUCCGGCGAGGGAACUGGUUUGUCUGCCUUGCUUCCCCAACCUAAAAAUCUGACUGUGAAAGAGACUAACAGGUUGCUCCUGCCCCAUGCCUUCUCCCGGAAACCCUCAGAUGGCCCCCCUGACACCAAGCCCUUCAGACUGGCUUCUAAGACCAAGUCCUCCUCUCUUGCAUCUGUUGUGGGCACCACAACCACCACUCCAUCACCCUCUGCCAUCAAGGCUGCUGCCAAGAGUGCUGCCCUGCAGGUGACAAAGCAGAUUACGCAGGAGGAGGAUGACAGUGAUGAGGAAGUAGCCCCUGAGAACUUUUUCUCCCUUCCCGAGAAGGCCGAGGCACCUGGAGUUGAGCCAUACCUUUACCCUGUCCCUGCUGUCCCUGAAGAGUUGCCUCCAGGCACGGAGCCAGAGCUGGCAUUCCAGGACGAUGCAGCCAAUGCCCCCCUUGAGUUUAAGAUGGCAGCAGGCUCAAGUGGGGCCCCUUGGAUGGCUAAGCCUGGGGAUGACUACAACUACAAUCAGUUUUCUGCAUAUGGCGAUGCCAAUGCCGCUGGUGCUUACUAUCAGGAUUAUUACAGUGGUGGCUAUUAUCCUGCACAGGACCCAGCUCUGGUCCCCUCCCAGGAAAUUGCCCCAGAUGCCUCCUUCAUCGAUGACGAAGCAUUUAAGCGGCUACAAGGCAAGAGGAACCGAGGGAGGGAGGAAAUCAACUUUGUGGAGAUCAAAGGUGAUGACCAGCUAAGUGGGGCCCAACAGUGGAUGACCAAGUCAUUGACAGAAGAGAAGACCAUGAGGUCAUUCAGCAAAAAGAAAGGUGAGCAGCCAACAGGUCAGCAGCGACGGAAACACCAAAUCACGUAUCUGAUUCAUCAGGCUAAAGAGCGGGAGCUGGAACUGAAGAAUACCUGGUCAGAAAACAAGCUCAGUCGCCGCCAGACCCAAGCCAAAUAUGGAUUCUAGUGCUCUGGAAUUGACUGCGCCCAGUUGGUCCGGCCUCCAGCUUCAUCCCUGGGACCCCAUUGCUCUAAGCCCAGGAUCUCCUUCCCUGAGGAACCAGCUCUCGCCUCUGCGAGAAUGAACAUAUUUGAUAGAUUUUUCUUAACGAGUUAGAAAAUUCAGCUCCUCUCUGUGAUAGAGCUGGCAAAGACUUGAGCGCUGCCUCCAAAGGGGCUCUGAGUUCUGGGAUGGGAGUCUUCCCCCUGUUGGGCGUGAUCAAAUGUUGAACUCUUCCCCCAACUUUUUUUUUUUAAAUGAGGGAUAUCUGUUGAAAUAAAACAUUUGGUCUGUCA
Cavia porcellus (domestic guinea pig) is the source of this 2081-nucleotide messenger RNA. RefSeq names its product proline rich mitotic checkpoint control factor (gene Prcc). Gene Ontology annotation, cellular component: nucleus. Bases 277 to 1752 code for a protein of 491 amino acids. The transcript has 7 exons. The record is from RefSeq and is a predicted model, not a curated record. Lineage: Eukaryota; Metazoa; Chordata; Mammalia; Rodentia; Caviidae.